AUCAAAGUGGUGGAUCCGAAGACUAAGCAGUGCAAGGUGCUUGCAGGCACAGGGAAGGCUGGGAACGGACUUGGCCCGAGCUUUCUGGAGUCCAGCUUCAAUGAACCCGGAGGCCUGUGUCUGGGUGAAGAAGGAAAGCUGCUGUAUGUGGCGGACACCAACAACCAUUGCAUCAAAGUCCUGGACCUGGAGACCAAAACUGUCUCUUUGUUUCCCAUUGUAGUUCAGCAAGAGGUUGAUGCUGUCCUCACAACCGCCACUAGCAACACACCUGCGGUCAGAAAGCUUCCCAAGCUUCCCAAAUCAGCCCCAGUCUUUACAAUGCCAUCAAUCACAGUUCCUUCAGGACACUCAGUGACACUUUUGCUGAAAUUGGCACUACCGGCUGGGACCAAGCUGACCGAAGAAGCCCCUAGUUUCUGGAGCUUAUCUGCAGAAGGUAAUGAGUGGUUACUGGAAGGGCGAACUGUGACGGGGAGCAUCAGUGAUCUCUCUGAACCCAUCUCGAUCGUCUCAUCAAUCCCAGUGGCCCCUGCGUCCACAGACCCCACGCUGACGCUCGACGCCUGGGUCUACUGCUGCCUUUCUGAGGCUUGUAUGAUGAAGGCAGUGUCCUUCAAACAGCCUCUUCUGAUUGGUUCCACAUCUGAGGAAGGUUCUGUUGCUGUGAUGCUUGAGCAUGCCUUUUAAAACAAGUGUCCACCCAAAGGAUCUUGGAGCACAUUUAAAGGGAUACUUUACCCAAAAAUGAAAAUUCUGUCAUCAUAUACGCAUCCUCUUGUUGCUCCAAAACUGUGUGACUUUCUGUCUUCUGUGGAACACAAAAGAAGAUAUUUUGAAGAAUGUUGGUAACCAAACAAUUUCAGUUACUGUUGACUUACAUUGUACGGACAAAAAUUACAAUGCAAGUCAGUGGGAAAUCAGUUUUGAUACCAUCAUUAUUCCGAAUAUCUUCCUUUAUGUUCCUCAGGAGAAAAUAAGUCAUAGAUGUUUGAGGGUGAGUAAAUGUUGACAGAAUUUUCAUUUUGGGUCAUC
Messenger RNA from Sinocyclocheilus anshuiensis, 1035 nucleotides. Its product is annotated as NHL repeat-containing protein 2-like. Lineage: Eukaryota; Metazoa; Chordata; Actinopteri; Cypriniformes; Cyprinidae. The annotation marks the transcript as partial. The record is from RefSeq and is a predicted model, not a curated record. The transcript is spliced from 4 exons. Gene Ontology annotation, molecular function: protein binding.